GAAAAAAGUGACACAAAGUGUCGUCGUCACCAACUGCUCCGGGGAAGAUAAUGAAAGAAUAACAGUUUCCCCCCGACUCCGGUUUGUCUUCUGUUGCUUCUCAUGUUGCCACCCUCAUCUACCUACACCGAGUGCAGAGCAAACAAAUGAAUUCCUCUGAAGGCGGUUAGUGGCGGAAAAUCCCGCGGGUAAAACGUGGCAAUUUUCUUCUACUUUACAAGCAAUAACCCGAGGAUGGUGGCACGUGGGGACGGUCCUGGAAGGCAAAAGGCAACCGUUGUCUUAAUGUGAUUAGUGGAAACCCAACCGAACGAACGAAAGCGGGCAGUUCCGCAGGAGUAAGACGUUCAAGUAAAUAUGACGACGACCUUGGGGAGUUGGAAAAUUGCAAUGUCUAGGGUGCAGGAAAGUGCACCAGUUGUGUCGUGGUGAGGGAAUAAGUGAUUCUUUCCUACGAAAGUGUGGAUUAAUUAGUAUCGUGCAAACGUGCAAAAACGGUGUGACAGUUGGAAGUGAAAUGAAUAUAAGGCGAUGGAUUUCAUAAAAAGUCUUCUACCCCCGUUGAAAAUUCCCAAGAAGUUCAAGCAAUGGAACGGUGCCUCCAUUCUCAAUCUCAGCCAGUUGACGAGUCUGCCGUCUCGCAGGAGGAACGUGGGAUCGAUUGCUUCAGUAACUAAUCGCUCGCCUGGCGUCGUCGGGGCGGCGUCGAUUCCCAACGGGACGAAAGGUCACGCAAGGAAGCGGUCGGACAUCUCGAUCAUAUCGGCGUCGGUGCCGAGCAAUGGAGGAAACGGGAACUUCGGGCUGUACGCCCUGAAGUGUGACCGGAAUGCAGCGAAGCGUGGCAUAUUGCUGAAUCUGCCGCGGAAGAUGGCGGCCGUGGUUGGUGGCGAGACGAACGGGUGCUACCAGUCGGAGGAGAUGGUUCAUGAGAAGUUUUCACCGUGCAAGAAGACGAUGGAACCACCGCCAAGGAGGAAGAAGCUGAGGAAGCGACAGGAGCAGCAGCAGCAAAUCGUGGUGAACCCGAUGAGGACGGGGGGCAGGGAGAUGUACUGUGGUGAUUUACUGCUGGAGCGGAACCGUAGCGAGCUGUUCCGGAUUGCCGAGCGGGGAUCGAACGAGCAUCUGAAUAGAAGGGACGGAGAGCACCUGGCUCCACCGGCUGGGGCACUGAGUGGUGGUCGAAAGUCACGGUCAGUGGAUAAUAUUCUAGCAUUGAAGAAGUACUACCCAGAGGAAGGUGCGGAGAGUGAUAGCGAUGCGGAGCAGGUGCGGUCAUUGAAGGUUGGGAAGAUGAGGGAAUGGAAGGGAUCGAGGAGUCUGAAGUACAGUGAAAGUAUGGAAAGUGACUCAGAAGAGGUUGGAAAGGUUAAGAGGAAUGUGAAGGGUCGGUUGAAGAAAGCCAGUGACUUUUCAAUUGAGAACAAUUCCGAUGAGAUUGAGGUAAGGUUCAGGAGGAAUGAGAGUACCGAGAGUGAGGAAACAUCGAAGCCGGUACCAAUGCCGCUGCCCACUCGGGUGGUAGUUCUGAGACAGGAAGUUAAGCCGGAGGUCAAACCAAAAAUGGCAAAGCCCAAGAUGCCGGACAAGCCUCCACCGAAGAAGGUGGAGCAGUUUGUAAGCUCGCAGGAUUUUGAGGAGAAUUUCAAACCUUUGGCUUCGGUGCUUCUGGAGUCGAUUAAGAGUGCCGAAUUGAAGCGCAAAUGGAUCAACGACUUUCUGUUGGAAAGUGACGAUGAACCCGUUAAGCCGAAACAAGCGGUGGUCGGCAUGAAAAGCUUACCAUCGAACGAUUCGUUGUCGAAGAAGUUCGAACUGGUUGACAAGUUUGACAGACAGCUGGAAGCGCUGGAAACGGGAAGGAAGUUGACAACCAAAGAAUCUGAGGAUAGCGUCAAUAUUUUCAAGAAAACCAAUGCAGAUUUUGACGAAUUCGAUAAACUGUUCAACGGGGACAAAUCGCCGACGGAUGAUCAGCUGCGGUCGCUCGGUAGUGUCAAGAAGAGCGUUACCGUCAGCGAGCGGAUAACCUACAUCAACCAACACAAGACCCAUCUAUGCUUCUCGUCAUCCUCGGUGGAUUCGGAUGUGAAGGCCGCACCGGUUCCACCGCCACUUCCUCCACCUGUGGCUAGCCGGAUGAAGAACGGUACCCUACCGAAGAGUACGGUCAACAUUCAGGACUACUACGACAAGAAGUUGCAGCGCGUCCGGAACGUCUCGUCGCCAUCGCUGUCGCGAUGCUUCGACGAAGAUUCGUCCACCGAAUGGACCGAACCGGUCAACAAUAAUAUAGUGCUUCCUUUAAGUAUAAUCAACCGUACUAUUGUAGAUAACUGUAUUACUACUGAGCAAGUGCCAACAAGUGCGACAGCAGCAGUAACCGUUAACGAACCGAAUCAAAACAUCUACCCAGAAACCUAUAACCAAGCUAGUAACGACCAUAUCUCGUGUAAUCUCAACAAUAUCGACGACCCUAGUUAUGUCGGUCUUAAUCAAGCUACCAAUAGUAGUUCUACCAGUCAUAGCCAUAAUGUUUUUAUCGUGGGUGAAACCUUCAAACGGAACGAGAGCUCGGAAGUUAUCCGAAGCCGGAAGCCGACGACGGUCAAGCGUUACAUCAACUACAAAUUUGACGAUUACUGUCAGCUCGGUAAUGGGAAGGGAACGAAGGCUCCGCCGAGAGUAUUCAACAUCAACGACUUCCACGACGAGUGCUACAACGAGGAAGGCGUUGUCAUCAUCUGAAGGCAGCCGCGAAUUGUCUGUGUGUAGAUAAUAAUAAUACUGGUGUAUAGAGGAGCGAACACGUUUUAAUAAAUAUAUCACUUA
Messenger RNA from Ochlerotatus camptorhynchus, 2835 nucleotides. RefSeq lists its product as uncharacterized. Lineage: Eukaryota; Metazoa; Arthropoda; Insecta; Diptera; Culicidae. The coding region runs from base 532 to 2751 and encodes 739 amino acids. The transcript has 2 exons. The record is from RefSeq and is a predicted model, not a curated record.